Pteropus alecto (black flying fox) is the source of this 3691-nucleotide messenger RNA. It is a transcript of the gene SSTR3, whose product is annotated as somatostatin receptor 3. Gene Ontology annotation, cellular component: membrane; neuron projection. NCBI's taxonomy places the organism in Eukaryota, Metazoa, Chordata, Mammalia, Chiroptera, Pteropodidae. The coding region runs from base 31 to 1305 and encodes 424 amino acids. The transcript has a single exon. The record is from RefSeq and is a predicted model, not a curated record. Gene Ontology annotation, biological process: neuropeptide signaling pathway. Gene Ontology annotation, molecular function: somatostatin receptor activity; neuropeptide binding.
CGCUGACUGCUGACCGUCCUUCCUUCAGCCAUGGACACCCCUGGCUAUCCUUCAUCAGUGCCCACAACCUGGGAACCCGGGAACACCUCCGUGGCCUGGCCCCUGGAUGCCACCCUGGGAAACGUGUCCGUAGCCCCGAGCGCAGCCGGGCUGGCCGUCAGGGGUGUCCUGAUCCCACUGGUCUACCUGGUGGUGUGUGUGUUGGGCCUGCUGGGCAACUCGUUGGUCAUCUAUGUGGUCCUGCGGCAUACGGCCACCCCAUCGGUCACCAACGUCUAUAUCCUCAACCUGGCGCUGGCCGAUGAGCUCUUCAUGCUGGGGCUGCCCUUUCUGGCUGCCCAGAAUGCCCUGUCCUACUGGCCCUUUGGCUCCCUCAUGUGCCGCCUGGUCAUGGCUGUGGAUGGCAUCAACCAGUUCACCAGCAUCUUCUGCCUCACCGUCAUGAGUGUGGAUCGCUACCUGGCGGUGGUGCAUCCCACCCGCUCUGCCCGCUGGCGCACGGCGCCCGUGGCCCGCAUGGUCAGCGCGGCUGUCUGGGUGGCCUCAGCGGUCGUGGUGCUGCCUGUGGUGGUCUUCUCGGGUGUGCCCCGGGGCAUGAGCACCUGCCACAUGCAGUGGCCCGAGCCGGCGGCGGCCUGGCGGGCCGGCUUCAUCAUCUACACGGCCGCGCUGGGUUUCUUUGGGCCGCUGCUGGUUAUCUGCCUCUGCUACCUGCUCAUCGUGGUCAAGGUGCGCUCGGCGGGGCGGCGGGUGUGGGCACCCUCGUGCCAGCGGCGGCGGCGCUCCGAGCGCAGAGUCACGCGCAUGGUGGUGGCCGUGGUGCUGCUCUUCGUGCUCUGCUGGAUGCCCUUCUACGUGCUCAACAUCGUCAACGUGGUGUGCCCGCUGCCCGAGGAGCCGGCCUUCUUCGGCCUCUACUUUCUGGUGGUGGCGCUGCCCUACGCCAACAGCUGUGCCAAUCCCAUCCUCUAUGGCUUCCUGUCCUACCGCUUCAAGCAGGGCUUCCGCCGGGUCCUGCUGCGGCCUUCCCGCCGUGUGCGAAGCCAGGAGCCCCCCACGGGGCCACCGGAGAAGACAGAGGAGGAAGAGGAGGAGGAAGAGGAUGGGGAGGAGGGUGUGGAGGAAAGGAAUGGGAAGCAGGGAGAGGGAGAGGAGACGAGUGGCCGGGUCAGCCAGAUCACACGGCCUGGCACCAGCAGGCCGGAGCAGCCACCCAGCCGUGUGGCUGGCAAGGAACAGCAGUUCCUACCCCAAGAGCCCUCAGCUGGACAGAAGUCAGGCACGCUGCAUAUCAGCUGUCUGUAGGGGCCCGUGGAGGGCCAGGGUAACUCGAGGACAGGGCAGAGGCUGUGGAUGCACCUGGGGCAUGUCGCCCGCGGUGCCAGAGGCCCAUGACAGGACGUUCAGAUCCCAUUGCUGCUGAGACUCGCUGUGUGACCUUGGAUAAGCCGCUUCCCCUCUCUGGGCCUCAUGUUCUCCUCCAUGACUCGGGUGGGAGUAAUUGGCCUAGACAAGCUCUGCCGGAUGAGAAGCCUGGAGGGGCAGCAAUGCUGGGCUGACCUUCUUGAGCAAGACCCAGGUUGAGGGGACAGGUGCAGACUGGCCGACCCCUUCAGAGACCGAGCAUCCUGGUGGAUCAGCCUGAAUCUUGGCCUUCAGAGGGAUAAACCAAGGCCCCGGUAUCCUGGCCGCAGAGGCAGGUUCCCAGGAGAGGGACUGGGGCCCAGGUUCACAGGGAGCUAGACCAGGGCCCCAAACAGAAGAAAGUCUUACCCGUGGGGAGACGGGGUGUGAGACUGCUCAGGCCCAGCUCUUUCCCACUUGCCGUGAGGCCUUGAAGCAGCUCUUUCUCUGGGCCGCAGGCCUCGCCUGCUGAGCAACCUAAUAACCUCCAGGCCUUCUUGGCCCAGACGGUUGGGCCAGGACCCUUAUACUCCUGGACAGGAGAAGAGGUGGCUUUUUCAGGAAGCUCAUUAAGUCCAGCCACAGGGUCCCUUACUGUCCCUUCCAAAGUCCUGAAACUAAUUUUGUACCUGUUAUUUUGUAUUGCUUUUCUUAAACAGGGACUCCAAAUUACGUAAGCUUAGGCUCCCCAAAGCCCAGCUCGGCCUCUGCUGAGGGCAGCUGACCAAUCCCAAGAGCACAUCACUUUGUGUCCUGUGGCUGGAGGCUAUGGUCUCUGGGUCUUCGAGAGCUCCAGGAGCCUCCUCAGAGAAGAAAUCAUCCCUGUUCUUCCCCUCCCAGUGACAAAGGCAGGGACCUGGCCCAGACAGACUGGCACGGAAAGGCAGAGGGUCUAGACUUGCUGAGAGGAGAAGGAAGCAGAGGAGGAAGAAGAUGGAGAGAAGGGAGCGGGAGGAGCACAAAGAGGAGGAGGAUGGAGGACAGAUUUGCUCCAUGACCUUGAGUUUCCUUGGCCCCUCUGGGCUGAGCUCAGAUGCUGCAUCGAUGAAACUGGGUUGCCAAUGUAUGGCCCAACCAGUCUGCAGGAAAGGAGGCUGUCAGAAUGGAAAAGCAAAAGCCGAGAAAGGUACAGGGCCAACCCCCUUCAGGGCCUAUCAGCACUGGUAGGAAGGGCUGGGCCUUGAUGGCAGCCUGAGGGCAGAGCUGAGAAGCAGGGCCUGGCAGGUAGGGAGCAGGCCUCCCUUCCUCUAAACUCCUCAGGGGUACAGGAUCCGGAAGGCCCGGGAAGACAAGACAAAAGGAGGCUGGAGUGGGACAUAGAGAGGGGCCAUUGUCCAAGGCUGGGCCUGACAGGCCUGGACUCCCUCCCAGAGCCACGGGCAAGACUGGCCUCAGGGAGGGUGGUACCUCUGGCUAAGUGCUCCAACCCUCCACCCUGCUGAGGGCAGAGGGUCCUCAGGGAAAUCACACAAACCACAGUUUGAGAGACCUACAUCUUUAACUCACCUCUGCAUCCUGGCUAGCCUUGACCUCUCCGGGCCUCAGUUUCCCCAUCAUAAAAUGGAGAUGGUUGCUCCAGCUUGCCUGCCGCCUGGGACUUGAGAAGGAAAAUGGGCCACGCUGGGUAAACUGUCAUAUGCACUACAGUGAGUGGGAGUGGGUUAUGUCAGAUUAUAAAGUGGAGGUGGCAUCCCUGACCUUUACCCUCUUCUCCUUUAUCUAGGGACCUCUCUGUAUCCAGCCCUUGAGGGUGAGGAUACUUCAUGACAUGACAAAGGGAGAGUUGCAGGUCAGAUGCCAAGGAUCAGAGAGGCAGAACUUAGGAGAAUGUAAGGCCCCCUCAGGGAGAAUAAAGUUCACAAAAUCAGACCUCGUGUGGAGGCUGGGGGCUCGAGGUCUAGCGCUCAGCCUGCGGUUCCUCUGAGAAGGAUCUGGAGGUCUGAGGGAAGAGGGCCCCUUAGCAUCGCAGCAUUUCCUGGCUGGCCCUGCCUUCCUGAUUCCUGGGGUAGGUGAGCCUGUUCUGCAAGGGUGGCUGGGAGGCCCCUUAGGAAAAUUCUUUGCUGCUUCUACCCCUAGCUUUUGUCAAUAAAGGCGGUGACAGAUGAAAACAGCCAUGGCCUGGGCCAAUUCCUUUGCCAGGUGCUGUGUGUCUAGGUCAGUGUGCAUGGGUGGGCAUGUAUAUAGGUGUCUACCUCUAUCAAGAUGCUCCCUUUAUCCAUCUCUCAGGUCUGUGUACCCAGGCUUCCCAGAGUCCUGGCAUUCCAGGGGAUGUGCAAGAUGCCCCUGA